AUGCAAUCAAUGCAGAGACAGUUCGGCAAGCUCUGGAACAAAGGUCCCGGAGACAAUGCCAAGGUUUCUGCUCUCCUCAAUGAUUACGAGGAUGUGGACAGGCUCCUCGCGAAGAUCAUAGAUAAUGCAAAAUCAUGGAGGGAUUCUUGGACCGCGCUUGUCACCACUCAGUUACAGGUCGUCACCGAGUAUGAAGCCCUCUACGACCCCAUCGUCGGCGCAUCCGACGGGAGGGCCCAGACCGCCCCCACACCUCAACUCCAGCUCGAGCGCACAUUCAGGCUGAAGACGGCAUACGCCGAGCUGAAGGCUGAGCUGAUGGAGGAGAUCGCUCUGAUUGAUGGGCACGUCAUGCAGCCCGCCUCGAGUGCGCGAGAGGCUAUUGCUCCCAUUCGCAAGACCAUCAAGAAGCGGGAGAACAAGCGACUGGAUUACGAAAAGGCGCAGGAUAAGGCGCUCAAACUUCAGAGGAAGCCAGCCCGCACCGCCAAGGAGGACGCGGCUUUAGCGAAGGCUGAAGUUGAGGUGUCACAUGCGGCAAAUGAGUUCAGCAUUGCUGACGAGCACCUCCGCGAGACUUUACCGCCCAUCAUCACCGCGGCCUUCAGCUUGGUGAACCCCUUGCUCGCAAAUCUCGUCAUGAUCCAAACCAGAUUGCUAGGACUCUACUACACGACCCUCCACGGAUACUGCCAAGAAUUCGGAUUCCCAUCGCCGCCGCCGCCGAUGGAGGACGUGGUCGCCACGUGGAAUGCCGCGCUGGGCCCAGUCCGAAGCCAGGUAGAGUCCAUCAGCUUCAUCGCUCGCGGCAAGGCAUCGCAGCAACACCCGAGCCUGGGCCGGGACGGCGCCCCGACGAAGCCAGGGCCUACUCCCAUCAACGGGGCCCGUCGCACCUCGUCAGGCCUGAUUCCCAGCUCUCACGCGCGCACCCUGCGAGCCCCGCCCGCGACCUCACUCCAGCCGCCGUCUGCGGCGCCCGCAACUGGAAGCGCGCGGUCAACAUCUCCAUAUAAGCGUCCCGACCUCUCGAACGCCACAGACUUCACCACAGCGACAAUCCUAGGCGGCGGCACGGUGAACCGGUCGAGGGGGGCCUCACCCGGCGCAGGCGCCGCCGCGUCUGGGCCGAAAACCCCGUCGCCCUUCUCGCGAGCUACUACAGCUAGUAGCACCACCACCAACGGAUUAGCCAAGAAAAAGCCGCCGCCUCCACCACCGCCGCCGAAACGUGCCGCAACAGCCAAGCCAGACGAGUGGGUCGUUGCCGAGUACGCUUUUGCCGGCCAGGGCCAAGGCGACCUGUCCUUCCGGCAGGGAGACAGGAUCAGGGUGAUCAAGAGGACGGAUACCGAUCAGGACUGGUGGGUCGGGGAGCUGGGAGGAGUGACGGGUAGUUUCCCGGCCAAUUAUUGCAAGCCCCUAUGA
This is a messenger RNA of Thermothielavioides terrestris NRRL 8126, 1428 nucleotides long. RefSeq lists its product as uncharacterized. The coding region runs from base 1 to 1428 and encodes 475 amino acids. Gene Ontology annotation, molecular function: protein binding; lipid binding. The transcript has 4 exons. The record is from RefSeq and is a predicted model, not a curated record. Gene Ontology annotation, cellular component: actin cortical patch; medial cortex; Rvs161p-Rvs167p complex. Lineage: Eukaryota; Fungi; Ascomycota; Sordariomycetes; Sordariales; Chaetomiaceae. Gene Ontology annotation, biological process: endocytosis; actin cortical patch localization; plasma membrane tubulation.